Messenger RNA from Anoplopoma fimbria (sablefish), 1176 nucleotides. RefSeq names its product S-arrestin-like. Lineage: Eukaryota; Metazoa; Chordata; Actinopteri; Perciformes; Anoplopomatidae. Gene Ontology annotation, molecular function: G protein-coupled receptor binding. Gene Ontology annotation, cellular component: photoreceptor inner segment; photoreceptor outer segment. The transcript has 16 exons. The coding region runs from base 1 to 1176 and encodes 391 amino acids. The record is from RefSeq and is a predicted model, not a curated record. Gene Ontology annotation, biological process: signal transduction; G protein-coupled receptor internalization.
AUGAGUCCCAAACACGUCGUCUUUAAGAAAGUUUCCCGAGACAAGUCGGUGGCGGUCUACAUGGCCCAGAGAGACUUUGUGGAUCACUGUGACUUUGUGGAUCCAGUCGAUGGACUGGUUGUGAUCGACCCGGUGCAACUCAAAGGAAAGAAAGUUUACGUGAUGCUGUCAUGCACGUUUCGGUACGGCCGCCAGGACAUGGAUGUGAUGGGCGUGGCCUUCAGGAGGGACCUGUUCCUGGUGACCCGGCAGGUUUACCCUGAGCUGCAGGACAAAGAGAAGCUGACUCACACCAAGAUCCAGCAGAAGCUGCUCCGAAAGCUGGGAGACAAUGCCUUCCCCUUCUUCUUUGAGUUUCCAGACAACCUGCCGUGUUCUGUUGCUCUGCAGCCCGGACCGUCUGACGUGGGAAAGAAAUGUGCGGUGGAGUUUGAAGUGAAAGCUUUCUGUGGUGAGAACCAGGACGAGAAGAUUGACAAGCAGAGUUCAGUUCGCCUCAGCAUCCGUAAGAUCCAGUUCAGUCCAGAAAACAGUGAACUGGUUCCAGUGGCUGAAACCACUUUUGAGUUCCUGAUGUCUGAGAAACCGCUACACGUCAAACUGAGCAUGCCCAAAGAGAUUUUCUACCAUGGAGAGCCUCUCAGAGUGAAUUUAGAAAUUACCAACUCGUCCACCAGGAACAUCAAAGACAUCAGUUUGUCAGUGGAACAGGUUACCAACAUCGUUCUCUACUCCAACGAUAAAUACGUCAAAUCAGUGGCCAAAGAAGAGACAACGGACACCGUCCCCUCUGGAACCAGCCUGAAGAAGGAGUACACUCUCUGUCCUCUGCUGGCUCACAACAAGGACAGGAGAGGACUCGCUCUGGACGGACGACUCAAACAUGAAGACACUAACCUGGCUUCAUCCAGCAUAGUGAAGCAGGAGGUGCUGAAGGAGGUUCAGGGGAUGCUGGUCUUUUAUAAGGUUGUGGUGAGGAUGAUCGCUUCUGGAACUGUCGGAUCAAGUGAGGUGUCUUUGGAGCUUCCAUUCAAACUGAUGAAUCCUAAACCUGAACCAGCCAAAGAGAGCGAACCGGACGACUUGGUGUUUGAGGAGUUCAAACGAGUCUACCUGAAGGGGGUCGUCUAUGGAGACGACGACGAAGGCAACGCCUCAAUCAUAGAACUGUUGUGA